Molecule: messenger RNA, 454 nt
Organism: Daktulosphaira vitifoliae (grape phylloxera)
Lineage: Eukaryota; Metazoa; Arthropoda; Insecta; Hemiptera; Phylloxeridae
Exons: 3
Coding region: 1-423 (140 amino acids)
Source: RefSeq, a predicted model, not a curated record
AUGGAUUUCAAUGCCACAAAUUACAAUUUUAAAUAUUGUGAUUGUGAAAUCAAUAAAUGUUAUCAACAUAGGGCAUUAUUAAGAGAUGUAGUGUUCGAAUAUUUCGUUAAUAAUGCAGAGUAUGAAAAAUAUGAGGCAAUUACUAACGAUUUAAUUGAACGCACAUCGGUCGAUCUGGAGAUUUAUUUACGAGAAUUGUAUGAAAAGCUAUUCACCGUAAAGUCUGAUUAUGGGCAUAAACGUUGGCUUGAAGUGAUUGAUAUGUCAAAGCAGACCGACACAAUUACAGUGCCGUCUUUUGACCUACGUAUUGAAAUUGAAGCAUCAACCGCGUUCGCCGCUAAUACAACUGCAUGUGCUCUAGUAAUUUCAGACAAUGUAUUUACUUGGACACCUUUUGACGGUACCAUCCGUAUAUUUUAACAUUUCUUACGUGUUUAUGUAAACAUUUAUU